Molecule: messenger RNA, 357 nt
Organism: Dovyalis caffra
Lineage: Eukaryota; Viridiplantae; Streptophyta; Magnoliopsida; Malpighiales; Salicaceae
Source: the annotation of a GenBank genome assembly
AUGUGGGACGAUUCAAUAGAUGACUCACCUGAAGGAACUAGAGGUCUGAUGAAAAGAUUUCAUUUGGAUAGCCCUAAGAGAAAGGCCGUCUCUCCAUUGAAGAAACAUGAACUGGCAAGGUUUGUUAAGAGGAGAAAACCUAAGAAGUGGAGUCUGGAGGAGGAAGAUGCCUUGAGGGAGGCUGUAAAGAAGUAUGGUAAAGGAAACUGGAAGCUGAUCUGGAACUCUAGACGUGAUGUGUUUCAAGAGAGAACCGAGGUAAACAAGAUCUAUCAUCGCUUUAUAGUUAUUGGGUUCUAUUUUCAAGGAAGGGGAAUGAAAAUAAUGGGGAUGAUUCCAUCUCCAACAACUUCAUAG